Trichomycterus rosablanca is the source of this 1125-nucleotide messenger RNA. It is a transcript of the gene cldnk, whose product is annotated as claudin k. The coding region runs from base 260 to 910 and encodes 216 amino acids. The transcript is spliced from 2 exons. Gene Ontology annotation, cellular component: bicellular tight junction; plasma membrane. Gene Ontology annotation, molecular function: structural molecule activity. Gene Ontology annotation, biological process: cell adhesion; bicellular tight junction assembly. The record is from RefSeq and is a predicted model, not a curated record. NCBI's taxonomy places the organism in Eukaryota, Metazoa, Chordata, Actinopteri, Siluriformes, Trichomycteridae.
CAUUGCAGAGGGCAGCCCCUCUCUCCGCUCUCUUGGGUACACCUUGAAUACCAGUGAGGACUGCAGCAUACCUCCAUCAGUUCCUGUUGUAGUCAUUUGGAAAAGAGACAACUUUUGAACCAGGUCAAGUUGUGCCACCCUUAGUCCCUUGUGGAUAAACUCGACAAAAGAACUAAGGACUGACAUUUUUUUACAAACCAACCACACCUUGGCUUGUUCUGUUAGAAGCAUCACACACCAUUUAAACACCUAAUUCAGAAUGGCAACUACCGGCAUGCAACUUUUGGGCCUAAUCCUGUCCAUUCUCGGCUGGGUAAGCGGCUUCCUGGUGUGUGCCCUCCCCAUGUGGCGUGUCACUGCUUUCAUUGGGAACAACAUUGUAACAGCGCAGAUCACAUGGGAAGGCCUGUGGAUGAACUGUAUCGUCCAGAGCACAGGAGAGAUCCAGUGCAAGGUGUACGACAGCUUGCUGGCACUGCCUAGUGACAUGCAGGCAGCCCGAGGCCUUACCGUGCUCUCCCUCAUCCUCUGCAGCCUAGCGCUCGCCCUUGGCGUCCUGGGCAUCAAGUGCACGAAGUGUGUAGGCCAACCAAGUUUAGAGGCCCGGUUGGCACGAAUCUCCGGCAUACUUUUUGCCAUUGCGGGCUUCCUCUUCCUUGUGCCCGUGUGCUGGUCUGCCCAUACUAUCAUCAAGGAUUUCUAUAACCCAUACGUAGCCGCACCACACAAACGUGAACUCGGCCCGGUACUCUAUUUGGGCUGGGUUGGAUCAGGUCUGUUGCUGAUUGGUGGCUCUCUGCUCUACGCUGGCUCCAGUCCACCAGGCAUUCCUUCCUCACCCACUUUCAGCAGCGGAGAGAGCAGCCCUCGGCGCGGUGGAGGAGGCACGCAGGUUAAAGGUUAUGUUUAACAAGCAUUGGCCCGAGUCUAGCACAACUGAAUCCUCUUUGCUAGUUUCCCCCAUUGUAAUAGAUUCAAAUUAAUGUUAAUGUAUUUUUUAUUAUUCAGUGUUGAUACAAACUGUUGUGAUGAAAAUUCUGUAAUUCUUUUGUUUCACAGCUUCUUUGUCCUAUUUAACCCUGUUUAUCUAUUCAUGUUUGAACAAUAAAGAUCAGCCCUCUUAUA